AUGUUCACCCACAACAAUAAUAACGAAACUCCACUUAUGGAUGUAGACCCACUUCCGCUCGAUAAAGGAAAGGGCAAAGAAGUUUUACAAAGUGAAACAACCAUAGUUGCCAUCACAGAACAAA
Messenger RNA from Funneliformis mosseae, 124 nucleotides. The record is from the annotation of a GenBank genome assembly. Lineage: Eukaryota; Fungi; Glomeromycota; Glomeromycetes; Glomerales; Glomeraceae.